Messenger RNA from Phlebotomus argentipes, 6814 nucleotides. RefSeq lists its product as uncharacterized. The record is from RefSeq and is a predicted model, not a curated record. Gene Ontology annotation, cellular component: nucleus. Gene Ontology annotation, molecular function: DNA-binding transcription factor activity, RNA polymerase II-specific; RNA polymerase II cis-regulatory region sequence-specific DNA binding; zinc ion binding. The coding region runs from base 509 to 6202 and encodes 1897 amino acids. The transcript has 6 exons. Gene Ontology annotation, biological process: regulation of transcription by RNA polymerase II. Lineage: Eukaryota; Metazoa; Arthropoda; Insecta; Diptera; Psychodidae.
UGUUGAACCGUCGAAGAGAGUGGUUGAUGUUACUCGUGGUGUUGAGGAGUGACUUGAGAGGGAGAAAACAAGUGCAUCCCAUGCAUAUAUUUCCUGCUGCAGAGACAAGUGCCUCAGGUGGUGUGUCUGCUUGACGAUGGUGAACAGUGAAAACUCUGGUUAGCAUGCCAAAAUAGAGGCCGCCAUAGCGGAACUCCCUGACUACGCGAUCUUCCAGACUCUUGUUGGGCGCGCACACAGUGUGGCCGGGAUUUGUGGGGGUGAUUCAGGCGAGACGUGGUGGAAAAAUGCACAGAGUGACGAAAAUAGAGUGCAUUUGUCAGGAAAAUCGCGCGCGCGUGUGAGCAAGAGGGAAGAGUAGAGGAAUUUUCGCGCAAGAGCGAGAAGGUGUGCGUGAGAGGCUGAAGUUUUGCCAUUUCAUUCAUGGACCAUUCGGUCGGUGCAUGUGUGAGUGAGAGGGUUAUACAUUGUUUUGCAUUGGAGAUAAUCAACAUCAUUUGCUGACGUCAUGGGUCGCAGGAAAGGAGUCUCAGCCAAGGCAGCAGCGUCAAAGAAUAGCAAGAGGACGACCGAAAGUGUUGGCGUUAUCGCGAUUGAUGAUGGAAAAUUGAAAGAUGAUCCCGGUGGCAGAUUACCACGAAUGAUGGAAGGCGUGAAAGCGCUUCCAUCGCAAUCAGUCGAACUUCCGCCGAAAGCGUCGGGUGAGCAGCAGCAGCAGCAGCAGCAGCAGAAGCAGCCGGAGGGUGUGAGGAGCAGCAUAAACAACAACAAUUCAACGAGCACGACAAACUCAUCUGAUCUCAAGUACCUGCAUAAGAAGUUCAAGCGAAUUGCCAGUGCAACAGUUGAUGACUGUCUCGCGGUGCCAACGACAGAGUCCGCCUCGCGUGGCAAUAGUGAUAGGGCGCGUGCAGCGGCCGAGGAGCCGCCGGCGACUGUGAACGGUGUAGAUCGCUGUGACAUCCACGUACAGCGCGAGGAGGUGCUGCCCAAUAAGAUUCCUAUCGUGCAGAUUCAGCCGCAGGUGCAGCAGAACUCCGUGAGCUUCCAGGCCGCCGCUGACCAGAAUCCACCGAGCUCAGGGCGAAAUGUGUGCCAAUAUUGCAAUCUGAACUGUACAAAGCCGUCAGUGCUGCAGAAACAUAUCCGAUCGCAUACGAAUGAACGUCCAUAUCCAUGUGCUCCAUGUGGGAUUGCCUUCAAAACUAAGAGUAAUUUGUACAAACACUGCCGCUCCAGGGCCCACACGCUGCGCCUCCAGGGCGAGGCUCCGCCACCCGACGAGGACUUGGGCUUCACGUCGGACCAGGAGAAUGAUCUCAGCAGCAACGCCAGCGGAUCAGAUGUGGUGAGUCGAACAGCAUCGCCAAUGGACGAGAGGGUCGUGUCACCGUAUCAAAUGCCUGAGAAACCGUACAAACCCAAGUUCCACAAUGCAGCUGCCUUCUACACCAAAGAAGAAUCGACGGAGUCUUCGGUGGGUGUGCAGUGCCAAGUGGAAAGCCAAGUGCCACCGAAUACAGUGAGGAAUCUGCCUCAAACAGUGCCAUCAACCCAUCAAUCCCAUCAACUGGUGAGGAAGACACUUAGGAAGUCGUGUGAAGAUACUGGAUUAACUGUGGCGAAUGCGUUGCAGGCUAGUCAACAGGACUUGGAGCAGCACAUCUCCAAGAUUAUCUCGGAGAAUGAGGCCAUAAUGGAGGAUGUGGAGCCACCGUUGCAGAAGAAGUAUCACAAGAUCACGGGAAUUACCCGUGGCGUGAGUGUUCAGGAUGGACAAGUGGCCAAAGGUGCUGCUGUGCCGUCUGUUAAGGUACAUCGCGAGGAGGGCAAUUUGCUGGCCAAGAUGAAUGCUCACACUUCGCAAAUUAGUCAGCCGAGCGGGAGUUGUCAGCCUCCGACAGCUGCGCAGCCUCUUAAUCUCAUCAAAGCGCCGCCAGUGGUGCCGGAGAGCAGCGAACAGUUGAGGAAGAGGUGCUACAGCGAGAACUUUAGCAACACUAAUCUCACCACUGUGGCGAAUCAUCCGCAGAACCCCGAAGGAUCUAUUAUCAAGGGUCUGCUGCUAGAAUGGAAGGGCGCCACGGGCGGAGAUGGUGAGGACGCAGUCCACACGUGUCCGCUGUGCAAAAUCACCUUCCGCAGUAAGGACAAUUUGACGUACCAUUCCAUCGGUUAUUGCCAGGGGAAUCACAGCGCCCCCAUCAGUCCCGUGGGCAGUCCGUCGCACAAGUACUCGCGCAGCAACUCCAUCCAUGUCAAUCUGCCUGAGAAGUAUAAUCCCAAUUCGCUGAAGAAUCUGGCCAAAUGCACACUCAGGCAGCCACCGAGAAUGCCAUCGACACUGUCCAAGCUCGCGCAGUCACAGCUGAAGCUGCCGAAGCCCAAGCCAGAGAAGAUUGUUCUGGUGGCUUCCACGAGUCAGACGGCGGGAGUUCAGGCUCCUCUGCCGUCGCCAGGACCGCUCCUGGGAAAGACUCGGCUGGUGGAUGACAAAAGAACGGCGCAAGGAAGUGAUGAAGUUGUGAUUACACAUGUGAAUCAUGAUCCGAAGCAGAUUAAGAGACCACCGGAUCAGUCAAUCUCCUUUGCAGCUGAUCAGGAGCCUGGCGAGAAGAGAAUUCGGCUGGAGUACAAUAAUUCUUUGUACAGCAAUUCGAAGAAUCCCGCUCUGUCCCUGGUUGGUCUGGAGUACCUCAGAUCCGUGAAGGGAGCGAUGCCAAUGCCUCCCAGUGAUCCGCACACGAGUCAGAAUCGGGAGAUGUAUGGAGGGGAAUUGGAGAUGGUGAAGAAGUUCGACGGUAAGUUGAAGUAUGAGGAGGAUGGGAUAAGAAGAGACUCUUCUGGCGGAAGCAUCGUUUCUGAGUCUCCAGGAUCAGAUUCUGAGCAGAAUAUCUCUAUAAGGACGCCUGGGCUAUAUUCUGGUGGGAAGGUGGAGAAGAUAUCUACGUCGAGGGAUUCACCACCGAUAAAUCCUCUAACGCCAAGUCUGUUGGUCGCUUCGACUCUCUGUGCACCGACUCUCGUGAAGCCUGGAAUCACUCACUUUCAGUUUCCGCCCAUAAAUCCCAUCACUGCCUACAAUCCACUGACGCUGCCUCCGGUCUCUGUGGGACCUGAGCAUGCAACAACGAUUCUCCACGGCGGGAAGCUGAUACCCUUCGUUCCGGGGAUUCCAGGACCUAAUACAUCGACCCCGAUGAAGGUGGAUGUGAAGAGAACGCCCAGUCCAAGUGUGAAGAAGUCACUGAUUGGCUUGACGAAGAAAAUCGCCGAUCCACCUCUUUUCAAUGGCCACCAGCAACUCUCGCUUAGUAUCCCCAGCAUAAAGAUUGAGUCGAUGGAGGAGAAGAAUCGAGCCAGGGAGCAGCAGAGGCUGAAGACUCUGGGGAAGGUGAAACAACCAGAAGUGGCGAGGAAAAGCUUCAUUUUUGCGAGAAUUGCGGACAACUUGAGUCCCAGGAAGCCCGAGAGUGGAGCUGAAGAGGAAAAUCACUUCACAUUCGACAGCAUUCAGAAGCCCGAGGUGAAACUGGCAACUCAGCCAGUGACUGUGGAAAUUCCGGAGAAGGAAACGAUGGAGGUGCCAGAGAAACCGACGAAGUUUCUGAGACCGACAAGUUUGCCGCUGAAGCCGGGUACAUUUAUCCCGAAGAGACAUCAUGGAAUCACGCCCACGACAAACACUCUGCCUCUGAUCUCACCGGAGACGCCCAGGCCGUCCAAGACAUGCAUCCAGAUGUACAUCAACGGCCAGGCUUACACAUAUCUCGGCCUGAAAUGCAGCACGAAGCCUUUCUACUGCACAGUGAACAAGACGCAGCCCAUUUAUCUGCCUCAUCACAUCCGCACCAUUUCCAUGUACAGCCAAUGGCAGGUGUGCGCCGAGAGCAAUCCUCAUCCGCUUGGGCUCAAGCCCGACGCUGUGAUCUCGCUCUAUGACUCCCGUCAUCGGCCGAUGAACUUCACGGUGGCGCACUCGACGAAGGAGUUCAAGGAGACCAAGUCCAUCCAGUCGCAGGGCACAAUUUGCACGCCCUUCGUCAUCACGCACAAGGAUCAGACGCAGCACCACUUUCACAAGCCGCUGCCGGUGGUUGAGAAGAAGCCGGAGCGUAGCGAGAAGGAGACGACUACUCAGAAGAGCGAAGCCACAGGCGUGAGCUCAGUGCCUGGUGGAUACGAGAGCACCGAGGACUAUGAGUAUGUGAAGGGACGAGGAUUCGGACGGUACGUCUGUCAGACAUGUGGCAUUCGCUGCCGGAAGCCUUCGAUGCUGAAGAAACACAUCCGGACACACACCAACAUCCGACCGUACACUUGCCAGUACUGCGCUUUCAGUUUCAAGACGAAGGGCAACCUGACGAAGCACAUGAAGUCCAAGUCGCAUGCCAAGAAGUGCGAGGAAUUGGGAAUAAUUCCCAUUCCGAUGACAGUGUCCGAUGAGGUACUCGAUAUGGAUGCGAAUAAGGAGAGACAAGUCACUGUUCCUGGUGAUUCAGACUCUGAUGAUGAAUCAGACGGUGAUGAGCCAGACUCAGAGCUCAGUGAUGCUGACGAGUCCAAAUCUCGCUUGCAAGAGCACGAGGCCGCCAAGUGUCUGCUGUCGCUGGCCAUGACGGGCGCUUCGGAGUCUUCUGUUGAGUCGCCAGCUGUCAAAUCGCCCCAACAUCCGGCACAGUUGGCGGAAGUGCAGUCGACACAGCGCAGAGUCAUCACAUUUAACUCCCCACCGGCCAUUCUUGACUUCCCGCGCCUCGAGCAGUACUACUCGAAUCCCAACAUCCACAAAGUUGCUGUCGUUCCGCCGCCGACUGACUUUGACUACGACGACGCCGGGAAUGUUCCCAUGGAUCUCACGAAGCCACGAGAAAUUGCCGCUACGAAAGUGGCCGACGUGGUGACGACGAUGGAGCCGGCAAGUUUCCUGAUUUCCCUCGUGUCGAUAACGGACAAGAUUCCCGCCAGUUCAGUGGGCGGUAAUGCGGAGAUCGAUGGGAAUAAGCUGUUGCAGGAGUACUUGACGGAGAGAGCGCUGCAGGGGUCGAAGAUGAAGCAGUGCCAGAAGAAUGCGGAGGUGCUGAACAAUGGCAGCUUCGGUAGUCCACAGAAGGAUGUGAAGAGCGAAGGUUCGCCGGACAAGACAUCGAGCAGCAUGGAGACUCUAGCAGAAAUCGCCGCCAGCUCGAAGAAAAUCGAUGUGGUGAAGAGUUUGGGCUUCCCUGUGAGAUCUUCGAAUGAUGUGGCGAAGAAUGUGGCAUCAGAGUAUCUGAAGAUGGCCUCGAAGAGCAAGCUGCUGUUCCCGAAGGGCGACGAAGGCUUCGAGAGUGGUGCUGAAGUGCCCGAACCAGCACCUGAGGGUAAGAUUGCGAGUAUUCUGGCCAGAACGGUGGUUGUUCAGGAGAAUGGGCGCGUGACACCUGAAUUUCCAACUGGAUCGUAUUCGCCAGGGCGUCGCCUGACGAGGAUCCACGAGGACGGGCGUUCGGUGUGUGAGAUCUGCUCGAAGACGUUUCAGAAACCUUCUCAGCUGCAUCUGCACUUCAACAUUCACUUCCUGGAGCGCAAGUAUCGCUGUGAACCGUGCGCGGUGAGCUUCCGCACGCAGGGACACUUGAGGAAGCACGAGAGGAGCGACGGGCACAACAAUAAGGUGUCCAGGACGUCAACAUUCGGCGUGCCAACGACCACGAAUCCCAGACCAUUCAAGUGCAGCGACUGCAAGGUGGCGUUCAGGAUUCAUGGGCACCUGGCGAAGCACCUGCGCUCGAAGAUGCACGUGCUGCGGCUGGAGUGCCACGGGAAACUGCCCUUUGGCACGUACGCAGAGAUCGAGCGCGCGGGUAUGACGCUCACGGACAUCGACACGACGGACUGUGAGAACUCGCUGGCCAGCCUGAAGUCGCUGGCGCAGAAGCUGCACGAGAGCGACCCCACGAAGCUGGCGCAGUGGAACGCGCCCGGCAGCCGCGGUGUAGACGAGGUUGGUGAGUCGGACACGGACGAGGGCGACGAGGGCAGUCCCGACGACUCGCUGAGCGGCAACGAGAACAGCGCACUGCCCGGGAACACCAUCGAGGGCGGCAUGGGCGAGGCGGUGGCGCUGAAGAGAAAGGCUCCGGACGCGGAGCAGGCGCUCGCGGCCGCCGAGGUGGCCACGUUACCAGAGAAAAGACUUAAGAGUGCAUCGUUUGACACGUAGUGCCAAAUUUACUGGGGCCUCGUUUGGAGGCCAAUCCAUAUAUAGACCAUAAAUGCACCGUUGCCUCCUUCUGUUCAAACUCGUGAUAGUAAUUUUAUUGAGUGUGUGUGUGUGUUUAUCGGAUAUUCCUUCUUUUUGCAAACUUACAAAUUCUUCUGCCCCGCUAAUCCUGUGGCUACUCAUGAGAAUUUGAAAUGUGCUUUGGUAUUUGAUAGCUUUAAAGGUCCCUUUUUUGCGUUAUAUACUUUCAAUUUGAUCAUAUUGAAAUGAUUGUAAUUUCGCCCUAUUUUGUUGCUCCUUUUUUCGCCCUAUAAUCUUUUUAUUUUUGUGUUUAUUAGUAGCUGCAAACUGGUGCAAUCACACAGAAUUAUAUUGAACGAAGAGAAUUACAGCAUGAGAUGAAAUGUUUAUAGAUAGGAAUGACUAUAAUGAAGAAGAUAUCAAUUAAGACAUAUUCAAGUAAUAGGAAUGAUGAGAAAGUAGAAAAAAAGCCACAGAGGAAUUUUUUUGAGAAAAUAUUUCUACUCUAUUGAAUAUUUAAAUUAAAUUGUAGUCUGUAUUUUUAUAUAUUACUAUAGAAAUAUGGAGAUAAAUAUGGUUAGAGAGUAAAAA